This is a messenger RNA of Plutella xylostella (diamondback moth), 1938 nucleotides long. RefSeq lists its product as uncharacterized. Gene Ontology annotation, cellular component: nucleus. NCBI's taxonomy places the organism in Eukaryota, Metazoa, Arthropoda, Insecta, Lepidoptera, Plutellidae. The record is from RefSeq and is a predicted model, not a curated record.
CUAACUGCGUUUAGAGUAACCUGAAAUUCAUCGGUGCUAUUUUAAUCUCGUUUACGUCACCGGUGUUUCAGCUACAGACGAGCCAGCAACACUGAAAUGCGUUUAGUUAUUGCGUCGCGCCGUACAUACUUUAUGCGUAUUUUGAUUUCGAGCAAUGGAGUAACAAAACGUUUUGACACAUUAUAAAACCAAAAAAAUUAUAUAUGUCGUUGUCUGUCAGUCAUUCCAAACUAAUUUGAGCUAAACUUGCUUUUAUUCUUUUUCAAUUCUACAGCCUUUUUAUUUCUAAUAACAACAUAAUAUAAUAAUCUGACGACGCCGCAUAUUUUCGCUGAAGGUUAUGUCGAAACGAAAGAGAGACCCGACCUUUGUUUUUUCCGAGAAGAUGGUGUUAGUAGAUCUGGUGGAAAGUCAUUAUUCCAUAGUGGAAUCGAAGAAGACAGACGCCUACAGCGUCCGUGAAAAAGCCGCAGAAUGGGCGAAAAUAGCGGAAGCAUUCAACUCCAGCUCUGCUGUGUACCACAGGGAGUGGACAGUCCUGAAGAACUGCUGGGAAAAUUUAAAGAAAAAAGCAAAAAAUGUAAUGACUCUAGUAAACCAGAACCACAUCAAAACAGGUGGCGGUCCACAUGUAAAGAUUGAAGAUGAUCCCAUAAUAGAUCGCGUGGUAGGCAUAAUCAAACCACAAGUACAAGGCUUUGUAAAUAUUUUUGAUUCUGAUGGAUCUGAAGUACUUGCGUCACAUCCAAGCCAGUCACAGGAAUCACAUGUGGCUAUGGCUUCACCAAGCUCAUCGUUAGAAGAAGAUAAUUUAGCUGCUUCUUCUUCGUUAGCCACACGUUAUCCGUUGCAGGAUGUAAGCCUCCUCCAUACAGGUUCAACAAAUCAGAAAAUCAAUUGGACUCAUUAUACUACUAAAAUGAUUCGAAACAAAAAGAAUCCUGCUCUCAGGCUCAGUUUAGAACAAAAUUCAAACCAUGAUAAUGAUGAGCUGUCACUUACAGUACCAUUAACUCCUAACCCAUUGGCGUCACCCCCACCAGUUAUCGUAACUCCAGCAAGGCCUAGUACCAGUACACAGGCUACAAGCCGCAGGCGACCAGUUUUGAAACUUUCGCAAACUGAGUCGCUUGCUAAGCAGCGCAUCCAAACGCUGCUAAACGCUAAUGAGCAAGCUAAAGAGCAGCAUGAGGCAACCAUGAGAAUUUUAAAAAUUCAAGAAGAGCAAGAGAUGUAUAAGUUGGAGCAGGAAAAGCUGCGCGUAGAAUUGCUCAAGGCAGAGUUGGCAAACAAAUUAAAAAACAUGGAUUGAUGUGUGUUGAUAUUGCCUUGAUCCAAUAAAAUAUCCCAAGAGGCUGGUAGUGUAAGAUCAGGAUCGUCAGGAGGAGUGGCUUCCCCAUUACGUCUUGCAAUAUUGUGUAGCACAGCUGUGGCUAUUAUUAUAGGAAAAGAUUUUUUUAAUGAAACACCUAAUCCUAUAGCCAUUGAUGGGAAACGUCUUUUCCACACUCCAAACAAUCUUUCAAUUGAAUUUCUUGUCCGAAUCUGAGACUCAUUGUACAAGUUUUCUGCUACUGUGUUGCAUUGGUCUAACGGAGUCAUCAUGUAACUCUUACAUGCAUAUCCAGAAUCCCCUACAAGCACAGCAUUACCAUAGAUUCCUUGUUCAAACUUGGCUCUUUGGCAACAGUUAUUAAAAAUAUGGGAAUCAUGUGUACUGCCUGGCCAUCUGGCAACCAGAUCUGUGAAUUCCAAAUUAGUAUUACAAAUGCCUUGCACGUUCAGUGAAAAUUACCCUUUUCUGUUACGGAAAAGUUCUGGAUUUUCUCCUCCUAAAAUGAAUUAGCAGACGUUAUUUAAAACAUAAUGGUAACAUGUAAAAUAAGUAUCUAAUGACAAUCUGAAAGUAAAUACCUACCAGGCGAAUUCAUGAAUUUG